GGCCACUGUCCCAUGUGGGCGGGACUUAGCGCCUGGAAAAUAAGAAGUUAAAAGCUUUGAGGAGACAAAAUUGAAGAAAUUGAGUUGAACCGAGGCUGUCAAUUUGCAGAAACCGAAGCGUGCAUCAAAAAUACACCCUUCUCCUCCCCUUGGAUACUUUUAAAGCGUUUAUCUGGAACAUUUUACUGUGCAUCUCCUGUAAAAUUCCUCAUCCCCAGCCUAAGUAGCACAUGGGAGGCUACUUAGCAGGUGCACAGAUUGUAUCCAGCUCAAAACCGACUAAAAUGAUGUGAAAUUUUGCAGGGAGACGGUGCGUGUGUGGAUGCUGUUGUGUUGCUGUCACUUCCGGGGCUCUCUUCUCUCUCCAUCUCUCCUCCAGCCACGCAUCCAUCGCUCUGGGAGGAGGCACAGCAGAGGAAAGAGGGAGAAGCAGCCUGUCCCCCGCGGCCUCUGAUGCUCCGUGCGCCUGGAACCAUGGAGGAGUUUGAGACGGAGGAGGAUGAGCCGUGGUACGACCAGAGAGACCUCGAGCAAGACUUGCACUUGGCAGCUGAACUUGGCAAGACGCUUCUGGAACGAAACAAGGAGCUGGAGGACUCUCUUCAGCAGAUGUACGUCAACAACGAGGAGCAAGUGCAGGAGAUCGAGUAUUUGUCGAAGCAACUGGAGAUGCUGCGGGACAUGAACGAGCAGCACGCCAAAGUGUACGAGCAGCUGGACGUGACGGCCCGAGAGCUGGAGAUCACCAACGAGAAACUGGUGCUGGAGAGCAAGUCCUCGCAGCAGAAGAUAGACAGGUUGACCUGCACCAUGGAGACGCUGCACGCUCAGGUGGAGAGUCUGACGGCGCGGGUGGAGGAGCUGAGGACGCUGGAGGAGCUCAGGGUGCACAGAGAGAAGAAGGAGCGACGCAAAACACUCCACUCCUUCCCCUGCCUUAAAGAACUCUGCACGGCCCCACGGUAUGAAGACGGCUUUUUGUUGGCCAACCCCGGCAGCGUGGACCUGGCAGACAAGCGCCCCCUAGACGAGGAGAACGACCGCCUCAGAGACAUCGUCACGUCCCUGCGCGCCGCCAUGGCAACCGAGCGCUCCAAACGUGAAACCGCAGAGAGAGAGUGCGCCAGCGUCCUGCAGGAGUACGAGAGACUGGAACAGCGCCUCCUGGGGGCUGAGGGGUGCCACCUCAGAGUGCAAGAGCUGGAGGCGGAGCUACAGGAGAUGCAAGAACUCAGGAAGUCCCGCGCGUGCCUGAUCGGAGGAGAAGACGGACUGGAGGCCUUACUCAACAACACCCCCGAGACGGACAACGCGGACGAGGGGGCGGGGUUGGAAGAAGGAGGCGAGGGAGCCGGCGGAGAGCCCGGUCAGCAAGGCGUACCGGUGCGGAAAAGCUGCAGCGACACCGCCCUGAACGCGAUCUCGGCUCGGGAUGCUUCGGGACGGAGGCAGGGGAGCUACGCCAUGCACGCCAACGGAGUACGGAAAAGGGGCAUGUCUAUACUGCGCGAGGUGGACGAGCAGUACCACGCGCUGCUAGAGAAGUACGAGGAGUUACUGGGGAAGUGCAGACGCCACGAGGAGAGCUUGUGCCACGUGGAAGUCCAAACGUCCCGACCGGUGUCCAGGGAUCCUUCCAUCAAGGACUACAGCAUGACCAGCGCGGGACCGUCGAACAAAGACUACAACACAGCCACCGCGGGACCGUCCACGUCUUCAGGGGCCGGACCGCCAACCCCGCCCCAAACGCCGUCCACCCCCGAGGCACUAGAGGGCAUCAGCAGGCAAGUGGAGCAGGUGGACAAGCGACUUAGCCAGAACACGCCGGAGUACAAGGCCCUGUUCAAAGAAAUCUUCUCAAGGCUCCAGAAAACCAAGAGCGACAUCAAUGCGAGUAAGAGCGAGAGGAGGGGAAAGAGGAAGGGACGCAAGUGAGACGAGAGGUCGAGUUCACGCGACGUCACUUUAUUCUAGGAUCCUCGUAUUGAGCUGGAGGAAAGACGCAGAUUUGUAGAUCUAUGGUUAAUUUCUUUGUAAUUACGGGACAGAGGUGGGUAGAGGAGCCAAAAAUUGUGCUUGAGUAAUAUUAUUUUAAAGUAACGUAGAAGUACAAAGUUGUCGUCCAAGAAAUUACUCAACUACGAUUUGGGAAAACUACUUCUCAAGUAAGAGUAACUUAAAGAGUAAGUGUCAGGAUGUAACGUUUCAUUUAUGAGUUUAUUUAACAUUAACUAACGCAUUAAAAUCUGGUAUUUUCACACAAAAAUUUGAAAAACUAAAUCAUAUCUGAAAGAGAGGUGCAAAAACCCAGCUGUUCCAAGUAAUUUCAUAUCGUCAACAUAAAGCUCAAGUCACGGGAAAUGCGGGAAGAGGAACCAAAACUUUCACUCAGGUAAGAGUACUGUUACUUCAAAAAAAUAUUACUCGAGUAGAAGUAGAAGUAUGCUACUAGAAACAUACAAUUUCUUUAAAAACAUACUUGACUGAGCGACAGGUACGUCAGAAGAGACAGUUGAUCUAAAAGGUUCAGAAAACUCCCGCACACUGUCUCACUUUUCAUUUACUUUUAUUCACACACAACAUUUCGGUCCCUGAGGAAAGUCAGAGGAACCAAAACGCUGCGUGAAUAAAAGUAAAUGAAGAGUGACCAUGUGCAAAAGUUACUCAAGAAAAAAAAGAGUACUACCCACCUCUGUUACUGGGUUAAUCCACAUGAAACAAAAACUGGUAGAGUUCAAAAUUUGUGGGUUACUAUUUUGGUUAUUUCUUCUAAAAACAGUAAAUUUCCCAUAGAUAAGUAAACCCUUAGCACCAGUGAUCAGAGUGUGAACACAACCUUUACCUCUCCUUUAAACUGGUGACUCCUGACUGACCUCAUGUAAAACCUAACCUACAACUUGAAAUGUUUUAUGUUUAAAUAUUGUAUAAGCAAAUGCCUUGAUCUGUGCUUUCAAACGUUCAAACGAGUUGGGACAUUAACUAAAAGACGAAAUGAUAAGAUGAAAUGAUUAACCAAUUGUUACAUAUUAGCUACACAGACAAUACGCCAUGAAUGAAUAUGUCAUUUAAAGUCUUGCAUGAAAUUUAAUGGCAAUGCAGGACACAAAAAAUAAAUUAAAAAGUGUCAAAUCUUGCAAAUAAGAAAUAAUUUGGCAAUAUUUUUGUUUUUUUUUAUAAAGGCAAAUACUACAUAAUCAAAACUGCCUAUAAACAAUGCCUUUAAUGUGUAGUUGUAUUAUUCUCAAUUGAAAAUACUUCCCAAUAUCGGCUUCCCAACUGUUUUUGAAUUAGAUUAUUUCAUUGCAACUUUGCCAAAACCUUCUCUCCGUGUCUAGUUGGCUGUUUACGAUAUUUAUAAAGAAUUUUAAAACAAUCAACAUAUAGUACUACAUAUGCAGAAAUAUUACUGAUCUAACACAGUUACAAUAAGCUAUUAAAAUACUAAUUAAGUGCAUAAAUACUAUAAACAAACAGUCGAAACGAAGCCACGUUUUGGACGACUAUAGCAUUUCUGUAUAAUGGUUUAUGUGGUUCCUUCUAUGCCAAAGCCUCUGGUUGUUUGUUGGUGUGUCCCGCUGGACGUUUGGAGACGUUUGGAGACUUUUUGGAGAUGUCUCAUUGUCCUGUUUACUGCAUGACUUGAAAUCCUGCAGGGUUGGUUGGUCUUGUCUAAAAUAACUGUUUCUAAAAUGGUGAAAAGUUAAAGUUGCUAAAUUCUCACUGUGCUUCUAUAAUGUUGUGUAGAUGACUUAAAUUGUAAAUAAAAGGUCUACUUGGCAA
Messenger RNA from Periophthalmus magnuspinnatus, 3780 nucleotides. RefSeq names its product cerebellar degeneration-related protein 2-like (gene cdr2l). Bases 454 to 1935 code for a protein of 493 amino acids. The transcript has 5 exons. Lineage: Eukaryota; Metazoa; Chordata; Actinopteri; Gobiiformes; Gobiidae. The record is from RefSeq and is a predicted model, not a curated record.